Molecule: messenger RNA, 452 nt
Organism: Acanthoscelides obtectus
Lineage: Eukaryota; Metazoa; Arthropoda; Insecta; Coleoptera; Chrysomelidae
Source: the annotation of a GenBank genome assembly
GUCCACCCGUUAUAACGCAAUGCAAUAAGAACAUGAGCGGUGUCGAUAAGGCCAAUUCAUUACUAGGUCUGUAUCGCAGUCCAAGCGGAUCGAAAAGAUGGUACUUCCCAAUUUUUACAUGGGUUCUUGAUAUGUCAGUGAUCAACGCCUGGCUUCUGUAUAGAAAGGACUGCAACACAGCACGUGUAACGUCAAAACCGCUAAAGGAGUUCCGUAUGGAAUUAGCCAAAUCGUUGGCCAACGCAGGAAAACAAAGUUCUCGUGGCAGACCAUCCAUUUCCUUGACUAAUAAAACCCCUGUGAAAAUAAUAUCAAACCGUAUACUGCCGAGACUUGAUACCACCACCCAAAAAGAUGGCAUAGGUCAUUGGCCAACUUAUGGUACAAAAGAGAUAGUAUCGAAUGUGGAGCGUGAUGACGACGGUACCGGCAGUACUCCAGCAGGCACUUAA